This is a messenger RNA of Durusdinium trenchii, 1205 nucleotides long. The record is from the annotation of a GenBank genome assembly. NCBI's taxonomy places the organism in Eukaryota, Dinophyceae, Suessiales, Symbiodiniaceae.
AGCUUGGCCACUUUACCGAGGUUCAGGCGGCCAUUGUGAUGCAGCAGAUGUUUCGUGCAGUCUGGUAUAUGCACCACAACAAUCUUUGUCAUAGGGAUCUGAAGCCGGAGAACUUCCUCUUCGCAACGAAGGAGAAGAUCGAAAAGACCCACCUGAAAAUCAUUGACUUUGGCUUGGCCUAUGAGUUUAAGGCUGAUGUGCCUAUGACUACCAAAGCGGGCACGCCUUUCUAUGUAGCACCUCAGGUUUUAGAAGGGAAGUACGAUCAAGCCGCAGAUCUUUGGAGUUGCGGUGUCAUUAUGUAUGUCCUUCUAUGCGGCUAUCCCCCAUUUUGGGGUGAUACAGACAAGAAGGUUCUACAGAAGGUUUCGAAGGGCUCCUUUAGCUUUAACCCGGCAGAUUGGAAGAACGUCUCCGAGGAUGCAAAGGGUCUCAUCCGAAAUCUGCUGAAGUUCAGUCCAAAAGAGAGGAUCACUGCCGAGCAAGCGCUGAAUGCUGAAUGGGUGAAGGAUCACGCGCCCCGCGCGAACGAUGUCGCCAUCGGCAGCGGCCUGGUCGACAACCUCAGGGGCUUCCGGUCCCAGAACAAGCUCAAAAAGGCGGCACUCCAUGUCAUCGCCGGUCAAAUGACCGACUCGCAGAUCAAGGAUCUGCGUGAGACAUUCAUUGCCAUGGAUGUCAACGGUGACGGCUUGUUGACCGCGAAGGAGCUUGAAGAAGGCAUGCAGAAGGCUGGUUUGGAGAAAGUUCCGCCAGAGCUGGAUGCCAUUCUCAAGGAUGUUGACAGCAACGGUAGUGGUACCAUUGACUACACCGAGUUUCUGGCUGCAACACUUGACAGGCACAGGGAGCCAGGGCAGGUGAUCCAUUUCAAUUCAAGGAAUGGACAAGGCCUUUUGCCUGGAGUGGUGGAAGCUUCCCUCCUAGAAAAAAGAAAAAGGGGUCUAAACUCUAAACAAAGAACAUAAUUCCAUUCAGAUUGUGUAGGGUUGUGAAGUUGUGAAGAAGGUGCCCUACGAAUGAGCAAUGGUUUGUAUGGGUAGCUGUUUCAUGGGCCCAUUUGGCUGGCCAAGUGCAGUAGCCCGAAGACAGACACUCGAAAGAUUUUUCUAAAACCUUUGGACGUAAUUUUUUUGAAGGCCUCUGAGAAGAAAUAUAGUAGCAAGAAGCGGCUAGGAACAAAGGGCAUCGCUACUAGUAGCUUC